This is a messenger RNA of Cornus florida, 3366 nucleotides long. RefSeq lists its product as uncharacterized. NCBI's taxonomy places the organism in Eukaryota, Viridiplantae, Streptophyta, Magnoliopsida, Cornales, Cornaceae. The transcript is spliced from 5 exons. The record is from RefSeq and is a predicted model, not a curated record. The coding region runs from base 1098 to 2942 and encodes 614 amino acids.
AAACAGAAACACAACUAGAAAAGAAAAGGAAAUUCAUAUAUAUCUUAAGAAGAGCCUCUUCUUCAUACGUUUUCGUUCCUCCACUCUCCUUCCGAAACUAACAGAAAUUUAUACAUCUCACGCCCCCUUUCUCUCUCUAUAACUGCCCUAAUAUCACACUCCAUUCUCUCUCUAAACACCCCCCCCCCCCCCCCCCCCCCCUCUCUCUCUCUAGACUCCACAACUCCCCCUCGCCGUCGAAGUCUCGUCCCACAACAAUUCUUUUCCUGGAAUGAUAUAAUAUACAUAUAUUUUAUACAUAAACACGCAUACGAACACUCUUUGGCGGUUAUUCGAGCGGUUAGGGUAUGCUUGGAUCGUAUUACGGCUAACUACCUCGUCUGGCGUAUUCAUCAAUCAAGGAGGUAGGGUUAGUUCUCUGUUUCAAUAUUGUUCUGGGUCAAGAAUUUUCCUAUUUGGGUAUUGAUUUUGUUCUGUUCAAACCCUAGGCGUCGGAACUCAUGUUUUAGGGUUUAUAUCGCUUUACAUUCUCAUGGUUGUUACUCUCUGAUUCUAUUGCUCUCUAGGGUUUUUUGUUGGUCUGAUUAUUUGAACCGUUGUUUGGGAACAGAGCGAUUUUCUUCACUUUUACACGACUUGUGAACUUUUCAUGAUAUUGAACUCUAGUUUUUGGAGAAUGAGGGUCCUCUGAGUGUGCUCUCUUCAUCUGCAAAUCCAUCUUUUGUUGAAGAUGGAGGCGUAGGGAAGCUAUUCUUCUGAUCUUCUUUGAUUGUCUCGGAUCAGGGUUGUGCCUCUUGUUCUUGCUCUUUGGCUUGUGUUAAUCCUUACUCUUAUUUUAAUUAACCUAGAGAGGGCAUGAACUCUAGUUUUGCUUGACAAGAGGAACUCAUUAAUUUCUUUUUAAAAUCGAUGGGCGCUUUUGGAAGGAUUUGAAGUUUUUGAUUAACGGAUGUGGUUGGGCAAUUGGUGUCAAUUGUGAAGCAAUAUUAGGCCUUACUAGUUGUGCAGAGAAAUAAUAUAAUUUUGCUGGGGGAGUUUUAGGGAGAAAAGGAAGGCAAGUAUACGUUUCUUUUUAUAUUUGAUCAUGUUAAAUUCUCAUGGAAAGAAGUGAACCCACACUAGUUCCAGAAUGGUUGAGAAGUACUGGAAGUGUUACUGGGGGUGGCAAUUCAGGCCACCAUUUUGCAGCAUCUUCUAUGCACUCAGAUGAUCAUUCCUUGGGACACCCCACGAGAAAUAGAUCUUCUAGGAGCAUAAUUGAUAGAGACACCCCUCGUUCUGCUUUUCUGGAUCGAACCUCUUCUUCUAAUUCUCGGCGUAGUUCAACUAGUAAUGGUUCUACAAAGCAUCCAUACAGUAGUUUCACUCGAAGCCAUCGGGAUAAAAAUCGUGACAAAGAUAAAGAGAGGUCGGCUAUUGGAGACCUCUGGGACAAUGAUUUGUCUGACCCAUUAGGAAACAUCUUAAUUAGUAGGGGUGAGAAGGAUACACUGAGGCGUUCCCGUUCAAUGGUGUCCGGGAAACAGAGUGAGGUGUUGACUCGGAAAGCAUUGAACUUAAAAAAUGGCAGUAGCAACAAUCACAAUAGAGGCAAUGAUAUGCCUUCUGGGGGCAGCAUUGUUAGUGGCAUCCAGAAAGCUGCAUUUGAGAAGGAUUUUCCUUCCCUCAGAACUGACGAGAAGCAAGAAGAACCUGAUAUAGGGAGAAUUUUAUCUCCUAUUUUGAGCACAGCAGUCCAGAGUUUACCUAUUGGUAGUUCAGGCUUGAUUGGUGGUGAGGGAUGGACCUCAGCUUUGGCAGAGGUGCCCAAGAUAAUUGGCAGCAAUAGCACGGGGACAUCAUCUAUUCAACAAAGUGCUUUUGCCACUCAAUCUCCCGGGGCUUCAAGUGCUUUGGCUGGUCUUAACAUGGCUGAGACAUUGUCACAGGCUCCAUCUCGAGCACGUACCACUCCCCAGCUACCUGAUAAGACACAACGGCUUGAGGAAUUGGCUUUAAGGCAAUGCAGGCAACUAAUACCCAUGACACCCUCCAUGCCUAAAGCUUUGGUUCUUAAUUCUUCUGAUAAAUCAAAGCCCAAAUCAGCAGCUAGAACCAAUGAUACAAAUGUGGCUGCCAAGAGUGCGCAGCAGCAGACCCAUUCGUCGCAGCUUGCUACUCAAUCUCUUCGUGGUGAACAUGUCAAAUCUGAUGCUCCAAAGACAUCUGCUGGUGGGAAGUUCCUUGUUCUCAAACCUGUCUGGGAGAAUGGUGUCUCUUCUACUGCAAAGGAUGUAUCUAGUCCGACUAGUAAUAAUGUCAGCAAAGAAGCAAAUAGCCAGCUUGCUGUUGCUCCCUCUUCUCCAUCUGCUCCUGUGAAGAGCCCAAAGCUUUCCUCUGUUGAACGGAAGGCGGCUACCUCAAUUGCCACGUUGGAGAAGAAACCUACCCUCUCUCAGGCCCAGAGCCGGAGUGAUUUUUUCAAUCUCAUGAGGAAGAAAACCUCAAAGAAUGCGUCUUUCAACCUCACAGAUUCAGGAACUUCUGCUUUAUCUCCUACUGUAGAAAAAUCUGGUGAAGUAGCCAAGGAAGUUAAUGUUCCUGUUAGUCCUUGUGCUACUGAGAAUGGUAGCAAGGUGACUAGCAAUGGUGAUACUCAUGAUGAUGUUCAGACAAUUUCUGAUGUUGGGGAGAAGAAUUUGUGCCUUAAUGGAUCAACAUAUCCAUCUGAGGAGGAGGUCAGGUUUCUUCGUUCUCUUGGUUGGGAGGAAAAUGCUGGAGAGGAUGAAAUUACGGAGGAGGAGAUCAAUGCAUUCUUUCAGGAGUGCAUGAAAAAGAAGCCAUCCUUGAAAGUGUGCCGAGGAAUACAGCCAAAGCUUGCAAUGCUGACUGAAUCUCAUGCAAGUGGUUCGAGCAGAGGUUCCACGGAGUUGAACUCUCACAAAUCUGAGUCCGAAGCUUAAUUUACUGAUUUCUGUUCUUGAAAGAUCCAAAUUUUGUUGGCAGAUGGUUUCUAUAUUUCUAAUCUCUUUUGUUCAGAUGGAAUGCUGAUGAGUGGGGUGUGAGAGAUGUGGGGAGGUCUGGUGGGAUUGUUUGCAGUUGAAAGAUAGUAGAGUAAGUUAGAGGUGCCCCAGUUCUACCUCCCUAAAACUGUAAUUUUUUAUUCUCCAAGGCUGGUUAGGAGAUGGUAGGUUAGGGCAUAUGUUGAUCUGCUGCUGUGGAUGAUGCUGGCAAGUUGCAUCUUUUGGUAUAUCUUGUCAUUUUCUUCCCUUUCUUUUGGAGAUCAAUUCAAAAAAAAAAAAAAAAAAAAAAAAAAAAAAAAAAAAUUGGUGUUUUGGGCAAUUUUACGGGAAAAAAAGGAAAUCUAGUUCUUUUUAUUUUUAUUUU